UCUAAGAAAUUAUCACUGCGUUACGUUUAAGUGUUGACGAAGACCCAAGUGCACUUAAUUUCAAGUGUACAUAGCCAGAGUAUAAAGCGGGUUAUUUUGAGUUCAUUACAGUAACGAUAAUAAGUGAAGAAUCAAUAUCUGGGCUUCGUGCAUGGGAAGUUUGCUUGUAAAAUAUAGAUAGCUGUACUUGAUAAGAGAGAAUUAUCUUCAUAGUCCUGUUGAGGAGUGGCAUAAGGACAAAAGCUGUAGUGCUCAGAAAUCAAGGUUGCCAUAUAGAAGUGUUUUCACGCACGCAAAAAUUGUCCAAUCAGAAAGAGAUUCUUAAAACGCCGUUAAAAGUACAAACAACACACGACUUGACAUCAUCUUUGACAAGACUGUCACGAUCAAAAGCGAGGACGUUUCAGAAAAUUUGUGAUAUAUGGCGUGCAAAAUAAAGAAUAUCUGUUUGAAAAUUUAUUUAAUGCUGUGUUUCAUCUCACCAGUCAUUAGUUGUAUUGCAAAACCAGGAGGCUCUGGCAGGAGAUCACCUCGAACUGCAUUUUAUUUGCAUCAAAAAGUUCCAGAUAUUGAUGAAUUCACUCAGGGCGCCAGUGGAAAGCCAACAGAACCAAUUCGUUAUGAUAGUGACGCGUAUAAACGACUGAGUAUAAACUAUAAUCCUGGUAUAAUAUUUGAACACACAAACGAAAGACUUGGCAACACGCGAAAAAUGAGCAAGAGAUGUUUAAAAGCAUUAAAUUCCCUGGAGAAAAAAGUAAAGGAAAAAUGGUCAGGAAUUAGGCUUCGUGUAAUCGCCGCUUGGGACGAUGAAAAAGCAAAGCUGCAUGAUGUUAGUUCGUUACAUUAUGAAGGAAGAGCUGUUGAUAUAACGACAUCUGACAGAGACAGAUCAAAGUUGGGUCUGUUGGCACGUUUAGCUGUUGAGGCUGGCUUUGACUGGGUGCACUACGUUGAGAAAUAUCGAGUUCAUGCUUCAGUUCGUGUAGACAGUAAAGGUGAAAGUCAAUUUAAAGAAAUGGGAUGUUUCAGGAGCAACUCGACGGUUAGAUUGAAGAAUGGUCGUAGAUCAUCAAUGAAUGAACUCAAGGUUGGUGAUAUGGUUCAAGCUAUGGACAGACAUGGAAAAAUUACUUACAGCGAAGUUGUGAUGUUUUUGGACAAUCAACCGAAGAAACGAAGCGUCUUGUAUUUUGUUAUUGAAACAAGUAAUCCCAAGAGUAAAUUAUAUCUAACAAAGUCACAUCUCAUCUAUGUAAAACGCCGUUAUUCGUCGUUUUGGAGCGUUGACUUAGCGAAAAUGACGCAGCGAGGUGACAAAGUGAAAGUCUGGAAGGACGGUAAAUUGGUUGAAGCCGAAGUAAGCAAUGUAUCAAUAUCAGAAGAGCGAGGUGUCAUUGCACCACUAACUGAAGAAGGAAACAUCAUUGUAGAUGGUGUUUUGGCUUCCUGUUAUGCAUUAUUAAACGAUCAUGAGUUUGCAAACACUGUUUUCUGGCCAGCCAAGUUCAUUUACAGAUAUUUUCCAAGUUUAUUGAACAAUGAAAAGAGUCAAGAAGGUGUUCAUUGGUACGCAAAGCUAUUGCUGUAUAUUAAUCAAUAUAUUUCUGUUAUAACCUGAUUAUAUGUAAUGGCUAUAGAGGAUCUCAACAUAAUACAAACGACUAUCCAUUCUCACGUGUAUCUUAAUAACGACUUGAUGAGUUUAUCAAAGAAAUGGAUAGUCUGUGAUGUUGAUGUAUCCUUUUCUUGAUUAUCCAUUAUUUCAAUGAAAUAGAGACCCCUUAAGGCAAAAUAAUAUGUCAAAACGAAUAUAAUAUUCUAAUUUAUUUCAAUGAUUUAAAAUCGUUUGCGAUGCUUACUUUCGCGCUUGUUCCAUUUGUAAGAACACGAAAGAAAUAACAUAAUAUAAAAAUAUUCCCAACUACAAAGUUAAUGUUGCUGUAAGACAUCAUAUAUUAAUGAAUGUAAAGUUGUGUUCAGUGUAACGAUAAGUCAACUUUUGUCGUGACAAAUUUAACAGUGCCUAAAACACAAUGUUAUAUUGAGUGUAAAUAGAAAAGUAUUGUUUGCGUUAACUACCAAUGAUAUAAAGUGUGCCAUAUUUAAUAUAUCAUUUCCCAAGA
Molecule: messenger RNA, 2126 nt
Organism: Xenia sp. Carnegie-2017
Lineage: Eukaryota; Metazoa; Cnidaria; Anthozoa; Malacalcyonacea; Xeniidae
Product: tiggy-winkle hedgehog protein-like
Exons: 4
Coding region: 422-1621 (399 amino acids)
Biological process (GO): multicellular organism development; cell fate specification; smoothened signaling pathway
Molecular function (GO): calcium ion binding; patched binding
Source: RefSeq, a predicted model, not a curated record